AUGGACGCAUUAUUGGAUUUGGAUUCUGCGUUCCAUGAAGCCUCAGUGACGGUGAAGCAAUUUUUGAACGUUGACAAGGCCACAAUGCUGCGUCUCUAUGGACUUUACAAACAAGCAACCCAAGGGGAGUGCAACAUUUCUAAACCUGGAAUAUUUAGUUACACAGCCCGGCAGAAAUGGGAAGCAUGGAAUUCCCUGGGAUCAACAACUGCUGUGGAUGCGAAAUCCCAAUAUAUUGAAUUGGUGAACAGUCUGAUUCCGAAGGACAAACAAGAAGCACAAAGUGUUCAAAAAGCUUCAGCGUUUGGAGUUUCUGUCAGUUGCAUGGCGAAAACAGAACAAGAACUCAACGACUGUGAUAAAACAGUUUUUGACUGGCUGAAAGAAGGAAGUAUGGAAAAUGUUUCAUCCUUGUUAGCUGUUGAACCAUCUCUCAUUUCGUAUCGUGACGAAAGUAAAAUGGCGUUAAUUCAUUGGGCAGCUGAUAGAGGCGAUAUCGCCAUGAUCGAGCUACUUGCCAAGAAAGGUGCCGAUGUGAACAUGAUAGAUGGUGAUGGACAAACCCCUCUACACUAUGCUUUUGCAUGCGGCCAUGAGGAGUGUAUACGUCUUUUAGAAACGCUUGGAGCCAACCGCAAUGUCCGUGACAGUAAUGGAAUGGUACCUUCGGACCUAGCCGAUUCAUGA
Molecule: messenger RNA, 687 nt
Organism: Daphnia carinata
Lineage: Eukaryota; Metazoa; Arthropoda; Branchiopoda; Diplostraca; Daphniidae
Product: acyl-CoA-binding domain-containing protein 6-like
Exons: 1
Coding region: 1-687 (228 amino acids)
Molecular function (GO): fatty-acyl-CoA binding; protein binding
Source: RefSeq, a predicted model, not a curated record